Messenger RNA from Bipolaris sorokiniana ND90Pr, 887 nucleotides. Its product is annotated as glycoside hydrolase family 45 protein. The coding region runs from base 38 to 724 and encodes 228 amino acids. Gene Ontology annotation, biological process: carbohydrate metabolic process. Gene Ontology annotation, molecular function: cellulase activity. The transcript has 2 exons. The record is from RefSeq and is a predicted model, not a curated record. NCBI's taxonomy places the organism in Eukaryota, Fungi, Ascomycota, Dothideomycetes, Pleosporales, Pleosporaceae.
CUUUAUUCACAUUGACUCACCAGUACCAUUCUCUACCAUGCUUUUGACUCUAGCACGCUUGUCGCUCGCUUUCUCCCUCCUUCUCCACCAUGUCUCCGGUGAACGAGGUGUGACGACUCGGUACUGGGACUGUUGCAAACCGUCGUGCGCUUGGCCCGGCAAAGCAAAAGUGUCGGAGCCAGUUCGUACCUGUAACAAACAAGACCUGUGGCCGACUCCUCUCGACGCAAAUGCGGCUAGUGCAUGUGGAAAUGGCGAGGCCUACACUUGCAGCAAUAACGGGCCGUGGGCCGUGAAUGAUAACCUGGCUUACGGGUUUGCGGCGGCGAAUCUGAAGGGAAAGAAUGAGGGGGACUGGUGCUGUGCUUGCUACGAACUCACUUUUACCUCGGGUCCCGUCAACGGAAAGAAAAUGGUGGUGCAGGUAACCAACACAGGCAGCGACUUGAAGGAGAACCAGUUUGAUCUUGCCAUUCCCGGCGGCGGAGUCGGCAUUUUCCCUCAAGGCUGUGCGAAACAAUUCAACGGCGCGUGGAUGGGCAAUACUUUCGGGGGUUAUUGGCAGCGAGACCACUGCUACAAUCUUCCUGCUGGAGCUUUUCGCGAUGGCUGCUUCUGGAGGUUUGACUGGUUCAAGAAUGCGGAUAAUCCCAGUGUGGAUUUUAGAGAAGUUAGCUGCCCGCAGGCGAUGAUUGACAGGACCCAUUGUGGAAGGUGGAGCUGAGAAGGUGUCUGUGUCGUUACAUGGUGGUUUUUCGUAGUGCACUGCCAGCUCCGGUGGUUCCCUCGCCAUGCAUACGAAGUAGUAGCAGUUGAACUCUUGUGUCCUUACGCUUAUAACCGAGCGAGAUGAAUGGAAAAUAUGAUGAUAGAUUAAUGGUUUCAGU